Messenger RNA from Trichophyton rubrum CBS 118892, 2628 nucleotides. RefSeq lists its product as uncharacterized. The transcript has a single exon. Bases 1920 to 2480 code for a protein of 186 amino acids. Gene Ontology annotation, biological process: regulation of DNA-templated transcription. The record is from RefSeq and is a predicted model, not a curated record. Gene Ontology annotation, molecular function: zinc ion binding; DNA-binding transcription factor activity, RNA polymerase II-specific. NCBI's taxonomy places the organism in Eukaryota, Fungi, Ascomycota, Eurotiomycetes, Onygenales, Arthrodermataceae.
UGUCGUGGGCCUCGGUCGGGUCCUGUCUUCCUGCAGCUGCGCCGCCCGACUCGACCCAUCUAUGUCCAUUGUCAUCACCCCCCUCAACAUCCAAAACUACAAUACCCAUGUAUCUCUCCUCUUAUGCUUCCUGGGGGGACUCCUCGGAUAUGGUUAACCUGAGAUUUACCCCAUUUUAUGCUUACCUCCUUUAUCAAUAUAUUAGAGCAGACGACCCAAAGCGAAAACAAAGCCUUGAUCAGGUAUACCCCCCAUUUCAAAGAUUUGUCCACUUUCUUGCAAGAACUGCAAAAGAGAAAUACCUAGAACUUCUUGACAAUAUAUUCAUUAUAAGGAGCUCUCAGUUGAAACAAAAUGCCCGUUUAUUCUACUGCUUAUGUGGAGUGAAUCGAUCAAGAUCUUGCUUUGAUUGCUUCGUGUUGAAAUCAAAGCAACCUCGAGUCAUGGUAUUUUUGAAAGGGCUCUACCCUUUAGAACAAGUUUUGAACUAAGGAGAUAUCUGAAAUGAACAUUUUGCUGUCGUUGCCUUGUUUUUUAGGGCUCUCGAACGAACAAGCUGCGGAUGGGUCGAUUGAAUGGGGGCGUUCAAGUCAACGGGUAUAAAAAGCCGCUUUUCGAAGACUCUUUUUAUGAAAGGGUUCUGGGUCCCAUGGGUUUACACUGUCAUUAUGUAUCAUGGAGAUUUCCGUCAUUAAUACCUCCAAGCGAUGCACUAUUUGUGUACAAGAUGGAAAGAGCCGAAGAGAGCUCUUUUUUAUCCUUGCACAAUAACCUAAAGACACAGUUUAAGAGGUGAAGAAAGUCUCUUCAGUACAUAUACUGUGUUUCUGCACAUUUCUAUGGCUGUUCUUCUCUCUAGAUUGAACAUAUAUCAGGGUAUACACUGUACUAGAUACCAAUCUUGAUCUCUUUGAUUCUUCUGUUGCCAUUAUUCAAGAUCUCAACUUAUUCGAGAAAUAUUCUAUAGCAAUCUGCUUUACACUAUCCUUUGGGUUGAAUCAAGCUACGACAGCAUUCUAGCAACAACUUACAGUCACCCCACAUCGAUCUACUUAUAUAAAGUAGUCAUGUCUGCGUCACUGAAACGGCCCUCCAAUGAUGACAACCAGGAAGAAACCUGGGACAAUAACCAAGCCCAAAACGAGGGCGCCAAUAGUCAAGGAAACCCCCAGCAACAAGAUCCAGAGUCUACCGAAGAUCCCGGAGAAGAUACGACACAGAAUUCAGCGGCAGAACAAGCAUCUACAACGGAAGCCACAGCUCCUGCUCGUCGUCCAAAGAAGCCGAGAAGAGGCAAGAAUAGCCCCGAACCAAAUUAUUCUGAGUUGGUUCAGGGUCAAAUGUCUUCUACCAAUCGUACCGGCCAGGCGUGCGAUCGCUGCAAGGUGAGUUUACUUGAGUUUGCUUUACACUCCGGCUCUAUCAAGCCUUUCCAUUUUUUCUUAACAGUCUCAAUCGACAAUACUGCCCUUUCUAGUCCUGUUCUGAGUGGCCAAGCCUACUUCAUUUCAUUUCCUUUGGAUACAUAAGAAACGCCAAAUUGCUUUGUGUGCUGUGUUUUCCCAACUCCAUUGUAUACUGUGUUCAAGAAAACAGAGUUAUCAAAUGGAAUCAGCAUGAGUGUUUUAGAUUUGGCAGGCCACGCUUAUAGCAAAUGGCUGUAUUCACUCUUGCCUUCGAAACAUCAUUCCAUUGGCGUUCCAAGCCCCUAUUACACCCACCCCGCUCUUACAGUCCAUCCACAUCCUGUUGUUUUUCAAAUAUCCUUAUUAUAUUUCAAGCUACUUAAAUCGCCCUAAUCCCGCGAAGCAUUAACUCUUCAGAUUUCCUCAGCUUGUCCAAAUGCACAACAAUCUAUCCCAACUUCCGCAUCUAUUUUAGAGGUUUACUAAAGACAUUACUUGCUACAGGGACGAAAAAUGAAGUGCGAUUCAAAUUCGACUGGCUGUGCCAACUGUGUUGCUGGCAACUUGCCAUGCACCCAGACUGACCCAAUAACGCGAGUGUCGUAUACUCGUGGAGAGCUAGAACGCCUACGAGCUGAAAACGGAAGGCUGGCUACUGAAAACGAAGUAUUACGCACAGAAAAUGCCAACUUACGAGACUAUAUCAGUAAUGUGGUCAGCCACCUUGGAAGCGGUGGUACUCAGGCGCUUGGAAUGUCGAUGGUGAGUGACUAUAUUUCUGUUGUACUUCUUAUCACCACCUUUUUCGCUAUUUUGUUGAUACUUAUAUUUAGGAAACACCACAUCCAUAUCCUUCGUAUGACGCUCUACAAAGUCAGGCUCAAGCUCAAGCCAUUCACCAGACGGCCCAACAGCAGACAGGGCAGGGCUUUCCGAUACUAUACCCACCGGGCAGGCGUAUGUAAAUGCCCUAAAUGUCCCCUCACACGAGGAAAAGAGAGGCGACUGACACGUUCAAAUCAGGUCCAACAGCAAUGUUACCUUCAAUGCAAGAUCCCUCACAAUUCGGGGUAGUAAUUCCCCCUUCCCAGUAUCCUGCAUAUAAUACAUCGAUGGCUUCAAACCCUUUCUCUGGACGAGACCACCCUGUGCCAUCACAGGUUCAGCAAACUAGUCCAGGUUCCUAUCGACAGGGUAUUCAGCAGCAGCAGCAGCAGGGGGC